This is a messenger RNA of Cimex lectularius (bed bug), 1831 nucleotides long. Its product is annotated as facilitated trehalose transporter Tret1-like. Bases 116 to 1708 code for a protein of 530 amino acids. The record is from RefSeq and is a predicted model, not a curated record. Gene Ontology annotation, biological process: transmembrane transport. Gene Ontology annotation, molecular function: transmembrane transporter activity. The transcript is spliced from 8 exons. Gene Ontology annotation, cellular component: membrane. Lineage: Eukaryota; Metazoa; Arthropoda; Insecta; Hemiptera; Cimicidae.
UAACCUUGGGUGAGACCCUGUACAAGGAGAAAGGAGAUGAACUGUCGUCUUAUCAACACGAAAUUCGGCAAACCAGUGUUGUCCAUCGAAUUCUGACAUAUCCUAUUCAAGGCAAAUGGAUUCUAAUGUAGAAGAGGGUAAAGUGCCCGUCGAAGAUGGAAGGCCUUCCUCUCACCUAAGACAACAGAAUAUUCUGGCUCAGGUUUCAGCCAGUUUUUCCAAAUAUAUAAUCAUGCUUGAUAUAGGAAUGGCCAUUUGCUACUCGACAAUAGCUAUACCACCAAUUCUAGACGCUGCAGAAGGCUUAAGUAUCAAUAAAAGCCAAGCAUCUUGGUUUGCAAGUCUUGUGUUUGUCUGGCAACCUGUGGGAAGUUUGGCGUCUGUACCGAUGAGCGGUUUAGGUAGAAAGCGACUGAUGUUUUAUCUUCAAGUGCCCCUAUUUAUCGGAUGGAUCAUGCCUUACUUUGCGACGACUGUCUGGGAGCUCUAUCUUGCCAGUUCAUUUUUAGGCCUUGGUAUCGGCUUUAUGCAAGCACCCAUAGCAACAUACAUAGGAGAAGUGACUCAGCCACAAUAUAGGGGCUGGCUGGCAAGCAUCGCAUACUGCUUUUUGACCCUGGGAAACGUUGCCAUCUAUGUUAUUGAUGUAAUUGUUGGUAACUGGAGAAUUUCAGCUUUGUACGGUGCUGCAAUGCCACCAUUAACAGCUUUAGUUCUCUACUUAAUACCUGAAUCACCGGUAUGGCUUGUAAGCAAGAGGAGAUACGACGAUGCGAAAAAAUCACUCAAAUGGCUCCGCGGGUGGACAAGCGAUGAAGAGGUCGAAGAAGAAUUUCACACGAUUCUGUACAACAACUGUAAACACUAUGCUUCGUUUUUUGACUCCCAGAAGAUCGACCCGAAAUCCUUUCCAAUUGCCAAUAUUCCAGAAGAGUACAGAAAGCACUGUCAGCAGACCACAGAAGAAAUUGCUAAUAUUCAAAACGGCGAGCAGGUUCAAGUCAUGGAAGAGGAGAAACCUUUUCUCAAAUAUUUGUUGGAACCAGAAAUGUACAAGCCUAUUAUUCUCUCCCUUGUUUUCUUUUACAUGUCCAAUGGAAUCUCGAUCGCGGUCUUUCGUUCCUACUUGGUCUUGAUUUUCAAAGAAUUCAAAGUAGAAAUGGAUGAAUAUAUUAUUUUAGUUGGUGUCACUACGAUUGGACUUGUGGCAAAUAUAGUCUGUGUCAUAAUAAUGCCCUUAAUUAAAAAGAGGCGUUUGACAUUUUUGGCUGGAAUCGCAUGUACGCUUGGAGUAUUCAGCCUCGGAUUUUAUGUACUGUUUGGUGAACACUUAAAUCAAAAAUGGAUUCCGAUUGCUAUAAUGGUAGAAUUGUUCUUUGCAACCAACCUUGCCAUUGGCCACCUCCCUUGGAUUUUAAUCAGUGAAAUUUUCCCACUUAGAGGACGAUCAUUUGCAAGUGGACUGGUCGCCGGUAUUGCGAAUUUCAUGCAAUUCCUUGGUACGAAACUCUUCUGGACUUACGUUAGCUGGAUGACACUCGGUGGAACGUUUAUUAUGUACGGCUUUGUUUUUGUUAUCGGUCUGACUUAUUUGUACUUCUUCCAAGUCGAGACCGAAGGAAGAUCCCUUGACGAAAUUGUAUGUGAGUUUAAAUACGGAAAAAAAUAUCAUUCCUCGAUGAGAAGAGACCAAACUAAACUCAGGUGAAAAUUAAGAAAAAAAAAUGCAUUUCUUAUACCUGACAGUAUUUGCAAAUUUGUAUAUUUUCUACUACUUGUAUAUUUUUGUAAAUAACGUAUUUUUGUAAUUAAGAGAUUUUCUGUUUCCCUA